AUGGAGGGGAACACGCACCUCCUGCAGGUCAUCCGCAAGAUGCGCUCCCAAAUCAAUAGGCUGGAGAGGGAAAACAGGGCGCUGAAGGGAGAGCUGCAGGGCUGCAGGCAGAGAGCUGUGCCGGCGGAGAGAGGGGCGGCAGGAGCAGAUGGGAACGACGUGAGGAGCCUCGCCAUUGAUGGGGAAGGACCGGCUGCAUCUCCAGCAUCCCUGCAGGGAAGCGCCACGGCCGCUCCAGCGCCGAGCGAGCAGACAGAUACUGCCAUGACUGUGAGACGCUACCCCACUGUCUCCCUAGCUCCUGCUCCUUCCAGCACAAGGUCCUACUGGGCUGGCAGGAAGCCUCCAAGCCAUGGGCUCCUGGAGGUGCCAGACAGUGCCCAGCCACCAGCCCCUCCUGCUGCAGCACAGCUCAGCAGGGAAGAGGAGAAAGGGCUUGAACCAUCACCAGCCAGUUGUCUCUCCUACAGCCACUCCAGCAACAUGAAGCUGUUUCAGGAGCACAUCUGCAAGUGCAGGGGUAAAGUAAAGGCUGUGAGUUUCCUCUUACCAAUGGAUAUGUCAGCAUUUGCUGAAAAGCAAGGUUCUCUCAAAAGUCCACAAAAUCAGAGCACAAAACAUCUAAUGACCAUCACUGAAAAGGAUAUGUGAGCUGGUGAAUUUUUAAAGGCCCGUUGAUCCCUGAGAGAAAUUGGCCUUAAAUGAUAGCUGUGUGUCAGGUUCCUCUCCUGCAAAACGCUUUGGAAGGAUGCCCACAGAGCAUCACUCAGCCGUGUUUCGGGUCACUGGCCCAAUGUUCAGCACGGCAAUGGAAGCCACAACAAAGCCAGCUGGAAGCCCAGACACUGAUGAAACCACAGAAAGCAAAGGUACCUCCACAAAGUGCUUCUGUGCAACGUGUCUCAAGGACCCCUUGCCUUAGGACUGAUGUGAACAGGGUGUUGAAGCUGGGUUUGGUGUGUUUGUCACAAAAAAGCAGAAACUGUGCCACUGCUUGU
Corvus hawaiiensis (hawaiian crow) is the source of this 998-nucleotide messenger RNA. It is a transcript of the gene CCDC195, whose product is annotated as coiled-coil domain containing 195. The record is from RefSeq and is a predicted model, not a curated record. The transcript is spliced from 3 exons. The coding region runs from base 1 to 651 and encodes 216 amino acids. Lineage: Eukaryota; Metazoa; Chordata; Aves; Passeriformes; Corvidae.